Messenger RNA from Olea europaea var. sylvestris, 1206 nucleotides. RefSeq names its product BTB/POZ domain-containing protein At1g67900-like. NCBI's taxonomy places the organism in Eukaryota, Viridiplantae, Streptophyta, Magnoliopsida, Lamiales, Oleaceae. The annotation marks the transcript as partial. The record is from RefSeq and is a predicted model, not a curated record. The transcript has 2 exons.
GCGUUGCGUAUUUAUGCAUCCCGUUGGCUACCAAACCUAUCGAAAUACAUUAAUAUCGAGAAAGAGGUAGAAUCUGAUCGUGAGUUGGAUUCGACUCGGGAGGUAACUUCAAAAAGUAGGCUGCUGUUGGAAUCAAUUGUUAGCCUAUUACCAGCAGAAAAGGGUGCAGUUUCGAGCAGUUUUCUUUUGAAAUUAUUGAAGGCAGUUAACAUAGUAAAAGCUUCUUCCUCUACAAAGACAGAAUUGGCAAGAAGAGUUGGGAUUCAAUUGGAGGAUGCCACUGUUAAUGAUUUGUUGAUUCCCUCUUUAUCGUACACGAGUGACACGAUAUAUGAUAUCGAUGUUGUGAGGAUGAUAUUAGAGCAGUUCAUGUUACAAGGGCAGAGCCCCCCUACAAGCCCUCCUAGAACCAGAAGGAAUAUCGAAAGGAGAAGGUCUCGUUCGGCUGAAAAUGUCGAGUUCGAGUUUCAAGAGAGCCGGAGAUCAUCUUCUGCAUCGCAUAGUUCCAAACUCAAAGUGGCAAAGCUUGUCGACGGAUAUCUUCAAGAAAUAGCCCGAGAUGUUAAUUUACCCCUGCCAAAGUUUCUUGCAAUUGCAGAAGCAAUUCCAGAUUUCACAAGGCUCGAACACGACGACCUUUACAGAGCUAUUGAUACUUACCUCAAGCGACAUCCUGAACUCAAUAAGAGCGAAAGAAAGCGCCUGUGCCGAAUAUUAGAUUGCAAAAAGUUAUCGAUGGAAAUCUGUAUGCAUGCUGCACAAAAUGAGAUGCUCCCUCUGAGGGUGGUAGUGCAAGUUCUCUUCUGUGAGCAAGCACGAGCUGCCACUAGUGGUGCCCAAGUAACUGAGCUUCCUAGCAAUAUCAAAGCACUUUUAUCGACUUAUAACAAUCCAGGAAAGCCUACAACGUCGUUUAGUACUAAUGCUACAACAGCAGCAGAAGAUCAAUGGAGUGUCUCGGGCCUCAAAUCGCCGAAAUCUAAGGUUUCAACCCUGAAACCGAAGUUGGGAGAGAACAAGGACUUAGCUGAAAAUGGAGACGAAAAAUCUUCAAAGGUCAAGACUUUGUGUAAGCUUCCCCACAGACCUAAAAGAAUGUUCAGUAAGCUAUGGUCUAUCAACAAAACUCCAAGUGAAAAGAACUGAUAAAAAUUUUGUUUAUUUUCUGGUGUUAGGGAAAAUUAUACUCUAGCUUUACUUUUUUUU